ACCAGAACGAACUUCAUGCAAAUUUCAUUUACUAUCUCAUCGACUUUUCCCCCUUGCGUCCACUAGACAGACCGAGUGCCCUUUCGAUCGCAUCGUAAUUGGUCACAGUGUUCUCCGUACUUUAUACCGGGGCGAUUCUGGGAUAAUUGACUUCAGUACCUUCCCCGUCUAUAGCAACCGCUGUUCCUCCGACUCCCAACAAGAUGGCGGAAGAGGAACGUCCGACCAAGAUCCGCAAACUCUCCCCCUCCUCCAAGUCACAAGCAGCUCACUCUCAUACUGAAUCGGGCCCCUCUGUCCCUUCUUCCUCCGACAACGCAAUCCUCGACACGAUGACUCCAACAGUCGACAACCCCCACCAUGACUCCCCCGAGCCAUCAGAGCACCCAUCCCUAGCCUCCACCCCCGACGGAACCACACAAAACAUGCCCGAUCCAUCGCAGGAUCCCGGCGCUGACCCUUCCAAGCCCAUGUCAAAGAACCAACUAAAGAAGCUUCGCCGGAAAGAACACUGGGAAUCCCAGCGCGACGCCCGCAAAGUGAAGCGCAAACUCGAGCGCAUCCGCCGCAGCGAGCGCAAACGCGCCGAAAAAGCCUCCGCCCCCGCCCUCCUACCCUCCACGGACGCACCGGAAUCCGCGGACGCCGCUCCCCAGCCCGGAAGCCGACCGCCCCCACGCCGCAAGCCGACGGUUGUCCCGAUCACGAUCCUGUUCGACUGCGCGUUCGAGCCGCUGAUGACGGAGAACGAGCUGAAGUCGUUGGGCAGCCAGAUCACGCGGUGCUACUCGGACAAUCGGCAGGCGAAGUACCGGGUGUGUUUGGGGGUGGCGUCGUGGGGAGGGAAGUUGCAGGAGCGGUUCGAGGGGGUGUUGGAGUCGCAGUAUAAGAUGUGGAAGGGGAUGCAGUUUCGGGAGGAGCCGGUGGAGGAGGUGGUGGGGAUGGCGAGGGAGUGGAUGAAGGGGGGGAAGUAUGAGGGGGCGUUGAAGAAGUGGGAGAUGGGGGAGGGAGGGGAGGAAGGAGAUAAGUUAGAGGAAGGGCGGACAGCGGAGAAGGGUGAGGGACGGGGAACUCUUCCUGAAGGAGAAGUCAUUUAUCUCUCCAGCGAAUCGGACGAAACGCUCACGGAGCUGAAACCCAACAGCACGUACAUCAUCGGCGGACUCGUCGACCGUAACCGGCAUAAAGGCCUCUGCUACAAGACCGCGGUGGAGAAGGGCAUCAAGACCGCCCGCUUGCCGAUUGGCGACUAUCUGCAGAUGAGCUCGCGGAAAGUGCUGACUACGAAUCAUGUCAAUCAGAUUAUGUUACGGUGGUUGGAGACCGGGGAUUGGGCGGAGGCGUUUUUGAAGGUGAUUCCGCAGAGGAAGAGGGCGGCGUUGAGGAAGGGGGAGGAGGCGGAGGUGGAGGAGGAGGUGGAGGAGGAAGCAGAGGACGGUGGAAAUGGUGAGGAGGAUAGGGUGGAGAUGGACAUGGAGAUUGGCGAUGAGGCAGUAAACGAUGAUCAUGAGACUAAAGAGCAGGUGGCAUAGGCACAACCAUAGCCGUUGGAAUUGGCACGAGGAAACUUGUCGAAUAGGGUUUAUUUGCACUGUACAGAAUCGCAAGCGUACACAUGGUUUUGCCAACGAACACCAACUCCCCGCAAAAGAUGAAAAUGUAAACACGAAUUCUCCGAUCCAUCAUCAGGCGCCUCUUGCAAG
Messenger RNA from Eremomyces bilateralis CBS 781.70, 1703 nucleotides. RefSeq lists its product as uncharacterized. Lineage: Eukaryota; Fungi; Ascomycota; Dothideomycetes; Eremomycetales; Eremomycetaceae. The transcript has a single exon. Gene Ontology annotation, molecular function: tRNA binding. Bases 204 to 1532 code for a protein of 442 amino acids. The record is from RefSeq and is a predicted model, not a curated record. Gene Ontology annotation, cellular component: nucleus. Gene Ontology annotation, biological process: tRNA N1-guanine methylation.